Molecule: messenger RNA, 1298 nt
Organism: Notechis scutatus (mainland tiger snake)
Lineage: Eukaryota; Metazoa; Chordata; Lepidosauria; Squamata; Elapidae
Source: RefSeq, a predicted model, not a curated record
AACAGGCGCCGGGUUGGACGAUCCAAACGACAGUUGAAGGCCCUGCGUGAAGCGAGAGACCUGCGAGCGAAUUAGCGUGGCGAGGGGCGACGACGGGGCGCUAUGGCGUGGAGGGAAGGGAAGAAAGACUAUCUAGCUACACUGAACACCAAAGCUACAAAAAAAGGAAAAGAUUUCUCUCAAUGAAAUUGCAUGCACUAGGAUUUACUUGCACAUUAUUCCCAAGUUUUAUGAAGACUAAGUACCUGGUUGGUGAAGAGCUGAAUGUGCAAAGGAGAAAUUUCAUACUGCGACUUGGAUUGCUGCCAUCACUGUGACAUCCUGAUCCCCCGGCAUCAUGUACUGUCUCCAGUGGUUACUGCCCGUCCUCCUCAUUCCCAAGCCCCUCAACCCAGCCUUGUGGUUCAGUCACUCAAUGUUCAUGGGCUUCUACCUUCUGAGUUUCUUGUUGGAGCGGAAACCUUGCACAAUCUGUGCCUUGGUCUUCUUGGCUGCUCUGUUUCUCAUCUGCUACAGCUGCUGGGGGAAUUGUUUCUUAUACCACUGCUCUGGUUCCCAACUGCCGGACUCUGCUCAUGAUCCCAAUGUAGUUGGCACCUAAAAUCUUCUACUUGGUUGCACUUUUUUUUUUCCUUUUAAAAGGGCGGUGUCAUGGGAAGGAGGGAAUAUAAGGCAUGUGAUUGGAGUACAUGUUUCGGUUAAAAUGUUUCAUUCAUGAUUAUCCGCACUUCCACAAUUUUCCUGUACAAUUUGACAAAAGUUGUUAUUAGUAAUAGCUGGCAAUGCUGUCUGUUCGAGGGUUUGAAGCAGAGCUGCUAAUGGGUGCCAUCCCUUCCUUCGGUAUUAUCGUUUGAGUUUGGUCCUUCCAUUUCCAAUUUGGAGGUGAAGAGACCUGUUGAGUGUUGUCUAACGUCAAAUGAGAAGGUAGCCAUCCAUCCUUUGGAACAUGAAUGUCAGAUCUUUGUUGAAACAGUUGCAACGCUGUUUUUCCAUCUUGAGUUCGGUAGAAAGCUAGUCCUUCUCACGGUAUUCAUCUGAAGGGGAACUAUCAAGUGGUUGAUAAGCCUGACAGCACCUGGAGCCAGAAGCUGCUUAUUAUCUCAGCAGGCCAUCCUGGAACAUGUAUACUGCCCGUUUCCCAAACUACUUCAUCUAUGUCACAGCUCAAAAAUUCCAAAAUCAUCACGAUGCCAUUUUUAAUGCACAAAUGCCGAAGCUUGUCUCUCUUUCUCUCUUUCUUUCUUUCUCUCUUUCUUUCUUUCUCUCUUUCUCUCUCUCUCUCUCUCUCCCUCCCUCCC